This is a messenger RNA of Arvicanthis niloticus (Nile rat), 3460 nucleotides long. RefSeq names its product abhydrolase domain containing 2, acylglycerol lipase (gene Abhd2). Lineage: Eukaryota; Metazoa; Chordata; Mammalia; Rodentia; Muridae. Gene Ontology annotation, cellular component: sperm plasma membrane; sperm flagellum. Gene Ontology annotation, biological process: acylglycerol catabolic process; medium-chain fatty acid biosynthetic process; sperm capacitation. Gene Ontology annotation, molecular function: monoacylglycerol lipase activity; acetylesterase activity. The record is from RefSeq and is a predicted model, not a curated record.
AGCGCAGCCGGCAGCUGCGGAGCUGCGGGAACCGGACUCCGGGCGGGCUGGACCGCUGGAGUCAACGAGCAAAGCAGGCGAGAUCUGCUUACAAGAUGCCCACUAUGUGCUCAAAAGCACGAGUUUCCAUCUGUGUAGAAUGUCAGACGGGAAGAGUUAAUUGGAAAGUCAUUGCCUGGAAUCCCCAGCGCGGAGAGUAACGAGAGCUUUUAGGUUAAUUUGAAUGCAAGAUCAGAUCUGAUUGGCCCACCUGUACACCUCUUCAAGCAAAGCCCAUAUUCUCCGUGAGAGGAGUAAGCGACAUAGAUCAAGAUGAAUGCCAUGCUGGAGACCCCUGAGCUCCCCGCCGUAUUUGAUGGGGUGAAGCUGGCUGCCGUAGCUGCAGUUCUCUACGUCAUCGUGCGGUGUUUGAACCUGAAGAGCCCUACUGCCCCUCCUGACCUCUACUUCCAGGACUCCGGGCUCUCACGUUUCCUGCUCAAAUCCUGUCCUCUUCUGACCAAAGAAUACAUUCCGCCACUGAUCUGGGGGAAAAGCGGACAUAUCCAGACAGCCUUGUAUGGGAAGAUGGGGAGGGUGAGGUCGCCACACCCUUACGGGCACCGCAAGUUCAUCACCAUGUCGGAUGGUGCCACUUCUACAUUUGACCUCUUCGAGCCCCUGGCUGAGCAUUGUGUUGGAGAUGACAUCACCAUGGUCAUCUGUCCUGGAAUUGCCAAUCACAGUGAGAAGCAGUAUAUCCGAACCUUCGUCGACUAUGCCCAGAAAAAUGGCUACCGCUGCGCAGUGCUAAACCACCUGGGAGCCCUCCCCAACAUUGAACUGACCUCCCCACGCAUGUUCACCUAUGGCUGCACGUGGGAAUUUGGAGCCAUGGUGAACUACAUCAAGAGGACAUAUCCCCAGACCCAGCUGGUCGUCGUGGGCUUCAGCCUGGGUGGUAACAUCGUGUGCAAAUACUUGGGCGAGACACAGGCAAACCAGGAAAGGGUCCUGUGCUGUGUCAGUGUAUGCCAGGGGUACAGUGCACUGAGGGCCCAGGAGACCUUCAUGCAGUGGGACCAGUGCCGCCGGUUCUACAACUUCCUCAUGGCUGACAACAUGAAGAAGAUCAUCCUGUCUCACAGACAAGCUCUCUUUGGAGACCAUGUUAAGAAACCCCAGAGCCUGGAGGACACGGACUUGAGCCGGCUCUACACAGCAACGUCCCUGAUGCAGAUUGAUGACAACGUGAUGAGAAAGUUCCAUGGCUAUAACUCCCUGAAGGAAUAUUAUGAGGAAGAGAGCUGCAUGAGGUACCUGCACAGGAUAUACGUGCCUCUCAUGCUGGUUAACGCAGCUGAUGACCCCUUGGUGCACGAAAGCCUUCUAACCAUUCCAAAGUCUCUCUCAGAGAAACGGGAGAAUGUCAUGUUUGUGUUGCCUCUGCAUGGGGGCCACCUGGGCUUCUUCGAGGGCUCCGUGCUGUUCCCUGAGCCGCUGACGUGGAUGGAUAAGCUGGUGGUGGAGUACGCCAAUGCCAUCUGCCAAUGGGAAAGGAAUAAGUCCCAGUGCUCAGACACGGAGCAGAUGGAGGCGGAGUUGGAAUGAGGCCUCCAGACUCUGACGUGCUCCAGCGGCCCUCCUCUGGAACCCACGUCUCUUCUACGGCUGUUUCAGGUCUCCCAGUGACCUGGAUCUGACCUCAUACCAUCACUGGGGGGUUACCCAUCAUGCAACCUGUCUCAAGUAGGCGGCUCUCCCUGGGAGCUCCAGGCUAUUUUUGUGCUUAGUUACGGGUUUUCUCCAUUGCAUUGUAAGCCAUGGUGACAAGCUACAAGAUUCUCACCCUUCUGUCCAGUUUCAUUAUCUGAUUGCUUUCACACUGGUUACACCUAGUUUUCCUAUUAAGGAGCGAGUCUGAACUACAGUUUUGCUUUGCCAGUCAAAGGCCUGUCCCUGAGAACAGUGGAGGAUGUUUGUCACUUUGUGAUGGAUGUGUGCUCCCUACUAGAGGCCACACCAAGAGGUCAGCAUCUCUAGUGCUGAAGAAGUCACUCAGCUUGGGAGUCUGAAAACCUGGGGCUUCCUGAGUUUUGCCUAUGAAGCAAAGGAAAUUGUCUGAAUCAAAAGCCAAGUGUUCCUUCUCAUUGUCUUCUAAGACACCUGUGUCUUUGUCUUGCUGCUGCUGAGAGUUGCAUGGGGCACUUGUCUAAAAAUUCAGCCUCCCAGAUCCCUCCCCUCAGAGAGGCUGGCUUAGUAGGCUCGGGAAGGGCUCUGGGGAUUUUAAUUUUUGACAAAUGCCCCAGGGAAUUCUCAUCAUCCAGCAAACUGAGGGGAACACCAUACUACCAUGCCUUUAAGUUAGAAAGAUCUUGGUGGCUCAUUCAAUUGACAUGUAUAAGCCACAGUGUCUCUUUGCUCCCAGAGACCUCCAGAGUAGCAAGGCCUGUUGUAUGGCUGCCCUUGUGUGAUCUCCCUAAAAGGGAGAAGACAUCUGAGCUGAUCCCUGGCUCUGUUCUCCCCUCCCCGGCUGUAUGACCCUGGAUGAGUCCCUUUGGACUUGACUCUCCUCCCCUAUUAAGUGGGGGAUUGGACCAGGUAGAUUGCCGAGAUGACCACCAGUUUAUCCUUUCAGGGGUGCCUGGGACUCCACCUCCCAGGCUGAGCAUGUAAACACCAUUAAUUGCAUUUUCCCCUUCCCCAUUUCAUAGAAAGAGAUUUGAGAGUCUUAGUCACUCUCUUGUAAUGUUAGUUUUUCAUCCCAAUUCUACCCAACGUCUAAUUGAUACCAAACAACCCAAAAGUUGGAUGUGAGUUUAAAGAAAUAUAUUUCCAGCUAAGAGAAGAGGGUGUUCUUUUGAAGUUGGUUUGUACUUAAGUAGCCCCUCUGUGUUGUCUGUUGGGGAGAUCUUUCUGAAAUGUCUUCUCAAGCAGACUUCUCACUCUAGGGUUCAAGUACUCUGGGAACCCUGUGGUACUUGAGUCCCUAAGAACCUGCACUUUGAAAAGUCCGCAGUUGCUAUCUGGAAUUGAAUAAGACUUAUGGGUGAAUUGCCUGGAUGCACGAUUGUUUCCUCUGCUUCAUUUCCAUUGGCACCAGGACAGACUGAGAUGUAGUCAUGGGUUUGUGUGGAUAUUAAAGGAGCCACCUGAACACCUCGGGGGUUCAGAGCCUGGGCACUGGCCCGAGAGACUGACAGGAAAGCCUGUACAUGAAGCACUGUUUUUCUGACAAUCACUGGAUCAUCCCAGUCAUCAGUAGCCGUUCUCUCAGAGCACUGAGAUGUCUGCAGCCUCCAGUUUGCUUUUUGCUAUAAUUUCUCACACUCAACUGAAUCCUGUCCCUGUGCCCCUCUCAUGGUGGCCAUUUCUCUGUUGCAUUUCUCUUAGCACAGAUUGGCACUUUAUCAUUCAUCCCUCGAUUUGGAAGCGAAUCCUCUGUCGAUUUUUCCCUCCACCCUACCACAGCUAUAAUCUA